This is a messenger RNA of Prosopis cineraria, 1722 nucleotides long. RefSeq lists its product as uncharacterized. The record is from RefSeq and is a predicted model, not a curated record. Gene Ontology annotation, molecular function: lipase activity. Lineage: Eukaryota; Viridiplantae; Streptophyta; Magnoliopsida; Fabales; Fabaceae. Gene Ontology annotation, cellular component: membrane.
UCCUUCAUCAAUGCCUUCUCGCAGAUCGCUGUUUGCUUGUUCAAUCUACACCGUGGGAAACCUUACCUCCACGUCUAGCACUCGUUAACGCUGUGCCGUUAAUAAAUGCUCGCCACCACGAGGGUCGCCUCUCGCAUUCGUUUCUUUCUCUUCCCCUCUCCUUCCUUCAUUCCAUCUUCGCCAUGUCUACCGCCGAGAUGGAAAUGGACCAGUUGACCUCCGGUGCUAGCAACCGCAUCAUUCCAACUCUCAAAGCCCUCAGGGCGUCUUUGAUUUUCGUCUACACUUUCUUCCUCUCCUUCUUGUGGUUCCUCCUUCCUCGUCCUCGUCGCUUUUUUUUUCCUCCCUUGCACGGCACUCCGCCUUCCUCGCCUCGGAAGCAUCGCAAGCGGAGGUCCCUGUGGUUGAUCCGAGAGGAGGAGGACUCCCUCAGGAGAAGGGGCUUUGCCGAAGAUGUGCGCAUGGCCCGCGAUGAUGCUACUUGCCGAUGGGCCACUUCUCUCUUCUUUGGUCUUCGCAGUAACGCUCUGUUUUGCCGCUCCUGGUUUCCUGUUUCCGAUGAUAUUAAGGGAAUUCUCAUAAUCAUUCAUGGGCUUAAUGAACACAGUGGAAGAUAUGCUCAUUUUGCAAGGCAAUUAACUUCGUGCAACUUUGGUGUCUAUGCGAUGGACUGGAUAGGUCAUGGAGGGAGUGAUGGAUUGCAUGGUUAUGUUCCAUCACUUGAUCAUGUUGCUGCAGACAUAGGGGCAUUCUUGGAAAAGAUAAAGUUGGACAAUCCUGGGGUUCCAUGCUUUCUCUUUGGUCACUCCACGGGAGGAGCUGUGGUUUUGAAGGCGGCUUUCUACCCGCAUGUUGAAGAGAUGGUGGAAGGAAUUGUAUUGACUUCACCAGCUUUGCGUGUUAAGCCUGCUCAUCCUAUUGUUAGGGCUGUUGCCCCAGUUUUUUCCCUGGUUGCUCCAAAAUUGCAAUUUAAAGGAGCAAACAAAAGGGGUAUUCCAGUUUCCAGGGAUCCAGCAGCAUUGCUGGUCAAGUACUCUGAUCCUCUCGUCUACACAGGACCCAUAAGGGUCCGAACAGGGUAUGAAAUACUGCGGAUCUCUUCCUACUUAAUGCAGAACCUAAAAUCUGUGACAGUACCAUUCUUUGUUCUCCACGGAACUGCUGAUAAGGUGACUGAUCCACUUGCCUCACGGGAUCUGUACAACGAGGCAGCUUCACGGAUCAAAGAAAUGAAGCUUUAUGAUGGCUUAUUGCACGACCUUCUGUUUGAACCUGAGCGUGAAGAGGUAGCACAGGCACAGGACAUCAUUAAUUGGAUGGAAGAGAGACUAAAUAUAUCUUGAAAAUGUCAAUACUAGGGAAUAACCGGAAGGUAAACCACCACUGAACAGGCCCCUCGGGAUAAUGGUUUGGGGGAGUCUGAUAGGUCAUUCAUUUCAUGUUGGAUGUUAUAUAUACGUGUGUGAUUUUGUUUUGUCGGGAAAGUUGUAUUUAGUGAUGUUACAAGUCAUGUUGUUCGUCCCUCGUUUGCCUUUCGUGUAUGGAUGGGGUUCUAUUUCGUCGUAUCGUUCAUGAAAGUCGCGGGAGCUGUUCUCUUGCGCGUUCACGCAUUGGUCGUUGAAGCAAACAAGGGAACAAUUCAAUCAGAACAUCACGGGGGAAAAGAAACCACGUCUACAAAUGAUAAAUAAAUAAAUAGUGACUUCUUGCUAUUUUAUACAA